UUCGGCUCAGUGUUUACAUGUGAGAGGACAAGUUUGAAACUAAUUUCACUCAAGUUAUGCCUUGUUAUCGAUAACUUUAUCAGACAUUUUUUCGAAGAGAACGAAAGUAACUGGAAGUAACAAGUCUGAAUGGUUGUCAUCCUUAAUCGUUAAGAGGUGAAGUGAUGUAAACGUCAGAGGAAGGCUGAGCUUAGUUCCAGAUGAAGUGCAAUGUCCAGAAGAAGUGUUAACGGGGAUGACCUUGACCUUAGUCUGACAGGGUCUCAGAUAUCAAGUUCUGGGCGAAGACCUGGAUCUGGGAGACAGUUGAAGAGACCCAAUUCCUUGGUGGAUAUCAGGACUGCUAAGACCUCCAGCACUAAUGAUGUGUUCCCCACUGAUAAAGACAAGAGGAAGUCACCAAGAGGACCACAAGCACCUGUCAGUGGGCGGGGCAGUGAUGUCAGUGGAGCAGCCUCAAGCAGGAUCUCUGGACGCAAGAAAGAUAUGGCUGCUAAUGAACCCAACGUGAAGGAUGACUUUCUUGCACUGUUCGAGUCCUCCCAUCAGCCAAAGAUCAAGAGGCCCAGCAGCACACCAUCCAAGGCCAAGAAGCCGGGAGUCAGCUCUGUCAAGUCAGCAUGGGAGCAGAAGCCCAGUAAGCCAACUGUCCAAAGUGGCCGCACAGCCUCUGCCCGGUCGGAAGCAGCAGACACAGACAGAACUGAGCCACACAAUAUAUUCCAGCCUGACACUGCUGACAACAGUUCUGAUGACUUGGAUCAAAUAGAGGACACCCUCUCACGCUCCCUCAAUAGGCUGCAGAGUCUUCAAAACCAGUUGUCCGAAGCAAACAAGAACAAUUCUUCCUCUACAGAUGACCCAGAAGUCCUUAACAGUCAUCGCUCCAAUAGGUCCACCUCGAGGAAAAAUAUGAACAGUAUUGUAAAUAAUAUGACUGCACAAGGGCAUUCUACAAAAACAAGACCCUCUUUGUCUUCAAUGGAAAAUUCUUAUCAGAAUAUAAAACCGAAGGCUCCUGUGAAUCAAGUUCGUAAAUCUGCAUCUAAUCAAGUUGGGAUGAAUGUAGCUGAAGAUUAUAUUCAAACCUUGAAUACUGCUGCUUUAAAGAUACAACGAUGGUUUCGACGCCAUCACAAACGGAAGAUGGUGAGUGAGGCUGCUCUGAGGCGAUUGUUUGACCAGAAGCGCCAGGAACAUGUUGAACUGAGACAGCAGGAGCUUGCUUUGUCUACGGGGGAAGUGGAGGAGCAGCGUGCUGAAGAGAGAAAGAGACAGCGUGAGGAAAAGGCCAGACAAGCCAGGCAACAGGCCAUUCAGGAGUUACAGAAGAAGAGAUCUGAGAAGAGAGAGGAAGUAAAGAAGAAGGCAGAGGAAGAGGUUUCCUACCUCCAGGCAAGUGGCAAGAUCACAAAGAGUCCCUCUAAGUCAUCUUUAGCCAAGAAAAAGGGUGGUUCUAGCAAUGGGUCCAAGAAGGGGUCUAGUCGAAGAGAGGAUCAGGAAAUUGCUGCUGAAUCCACACCCAGAGAUGUGGAGCAAAAUGGCAGUGCGGCACCUGGCAAUGUGGCUGACAUGUUCCAGAUGCCGUCAUCCCAUCGCCAGGAGGCAGAGGGUGCAGGUGCUGACCCCUCUCCCCGUCUGCCCAGCCCUAGUCAGGCUGCAACGAGGUCCACACUGAAUGAUCUGUUUGACACACUUAAGAAACUUGAGGAAGAGGAAAACUUUGUCACACCUAGAGCAGAGAAAAGGACAUCAUGGUUGACAGAAUUGGAAAAGAGGAAAGAAAAGGAAGACUGCAUUGAAUCUAAUCUGACUGCAGAGAACCUGGAGAAACUCAAUUCAAAAGAUGGCCUGAAACAAAGUGGCUUCCUUACUGAUGGAAAGCUGAAGAGCAUUAUGACAUUUUUGGAUGAAGUGCAAGUCAGUGAUCGUCUUAGUGAGAUUGACACAGAGAUCAACAAGAUGAAUGAGGAGCUGGAGAAACCAGCACUGUUGGUGCCGUCAGGGGAAGAGCUGGCCCAGCUGGAACAGGCACAAGCUGUGGCCAGUGAGGUGACUAGCACGGUCCUGUCACAGCGCCUUGAGCUGGAUGAGAAACGAAGGACUGUUACUAUGCUGCAGAAAGCUUUGAACCAGCAGAGGGAGCUGACAGUGCGGCAUGCAAGGGAGACUGAGAAGGAGAUGAAGAAGAGGCUGGACCUGCAGAAGGAAGAGUAUGAGGAAACUGUCAAGAGACACCUUGGCUUCAUUGAUCAGCUGAUCGAUGACAAGAAGACACUCAGUGAGAGAUGUGAACAAGUGGUGAAAGAACUGAAAGUCAUUGACAAGAAAUACCAGGAUAAGAUCAAGUCCAUUGUUGACAGCCAUGGCCACGAGCUGCAGAAGCUGAAGGACAUCCAUGCUGCAGCUGAGAAGCUGAGGAGAGAAAAGUGGAUUGAGGAGAAGACCAAGAAGAUCAAGGAGAUGACAGUUAAGGGCUUGGAGCCAGAGAUCCAACGUCUCAUCGCCAAACACAAAGCGGAAAUAAAGAAGAUAAAACAACUACAGGAGAGUGACAUACUUGAGACAGACGAGCGGGCUUCGCAUCGCUAUGUGAAGAUGAUUGAGGAAGUGCGCGAACAGCUGGAGCAGGAGAAGGAAGCAGCUUGCAACAGGGAGAGACAGAUGGCCAAGGAGAGGUAUGAGAAGCAGUUACAACAGGAGGAGGAGUCCUACCAGCAGCAGCGGCGACGUCUCCAUGCUGAGGUACAGGAAGAGAAGGAAAGGCUGUCCCAGCAGGCCGCCCGGCAACGCACUGAGCUGGACAAACUGCAGAGACAGCUGGAGGAUAGCCACUCGAUGGCACUUGAUGCCAUGAAGUCUGAUUUUGAGAAGGCUCGAGAAGAACAAGACAGGCGACAUGCUAUCGAGGUCCGUGAACUGAACGAACGUUUGCGUGUUGAGAAAGAAGCAUGGGAGGAGAACUACAUGAAGAAACAGGAGACAUGGCUAGCACAGAAGGAGCGAGAACUGAAGUCCCAUGUACGUCGAGACCGAGACAAGGAGAUAGAGAUGGUUAUACAGCGGCUGGAAGAGGACGCCACUCGGUCCAGGGAGGAAUGUGAGCGAGCUGCAGAAAACAGGAUCAAACGGAUGCGGGACAAGUUCAAUAAUGAAAUGAAGGAGCUGGAGAGUUCAGAGAGGCAUGCAGUACAGAAGUACAAUGAGAUGAAGGCUCAGCUGACAGAGAUUGAGGGUGAAUGUGAAAGGUUGAAGGUCAUUGUUAGACAGAAGGAUCAAGAAGUACUGGAUAUAAAGAAGCUGACAGACAGGCUUCAUGAGGAACGUAGCCAUGUGUCAGAUAUCAUUCGACAGGAGUUUGCAGACCGUAUUGUAACCACGGAGGAGGAAAACAAAAGAUUGAAAAAUGAAAUGUCAGAACUGAGAGCAAAACACAGAAUUGAAAUAGAGCGGGGAAAGAAUGACAUUGAAGAAAUCAAAAGGCAAAAGGAUGAUGAGAUGGAGGAGGUCCACAAGAGGGUGAAGCAGGCCAUUGUGAAGAAAGAGGAGGUGGUAAACCAACUGCGGCAGCAGUAUCAAGCUGCCACCAAGCGUGCUGACCACCUUGAGGGGCUCCUCAACCAACAGCGAAAACAGCUCCUGGGGAAGAAGGCUACAUAGUACCCUAAAGGGAUCAAUGUUGUCAUACACUGAUGGUCACAAUAUGGCUAGCUUUGAUUUUGCUCACUGAACUUAGAGAGCUUUCCAAUCUGAAUCAUAUUCCAUGGCAAGUGGUUUUAUCGAACAAUGAAGGAUAGGCUGACUAACUUUAUAGUAAGCAUUAUGUAGUUCAAACUUGACCAAUUGUGAUAAUUUUCAUAUUCCUAUAGACCAGAAAAUAUUUUCAGAUCAUCAGAAACAUCCUUGUACAAUGGCUGAUUUGAUAACAGUAUCAUGUCUAUUUUAACAGUUUGCUUAUUAACAAAACUUAAACUAUACUGCUAAAAUAUACUGCUAAAGUGGAACUUCAUUACUCUACAUAAUGGUACUCACAUUAAUGCUCAGAUUUGAUGCCAUUAAAUUAAGGUGAGCUUCAGUACCUCUGGUUCAUUGUGUUUAUCACUCACAUAUAUAUACAUCAAUAUACACUUUGUUGUUGUGCCAUUGAUGUGUUGUAGUAAGCGCCCACAAAGUCCUGAUAUAUAUUCUUUGUAAGUUUGUAAUAGCUUCAGACCAGGUAUGUAAAUAGUAUUUUAUGUUUCAAUGCUUUGUACUAUUACAUGAGUAUUUAUUUUACACAAAACGUGAAAUACAUCUUUGAUUCUUUGGCACAGCUGAUUUCAGUAAUACACCCCCACAAUAUCACUGCAGAAAUAUAUUUGAAAUAUUAUUUGACUGCUUGCAGACAUACACUUUGUAUCAAAAAGAAAAGAAAAAAAACAGCCGUCCACUCAUAUAUUUUCAUUGCCUAAGAAUCCAUUGUUUUGUACUGUUUCAAUGUAACAAGUUACCCUUUACGUUGAUUCAUUUCUCAGAUAUGUCUUGUUGAUGUUAUGGUACUUGUGAAGCUUUAGUUACAUAUCAGUUAUUUGUGAUUUUUUGUUAGUGCUGCUGUUGAAUGAGAUCAGGUGCUUGGUGUACAAACCGAGUUCUAUGUCAUGUUGAAUGACAACAGUGUUAUGUUGUACAAUCCUUGUGUUAUGUCUAGACCCAAUACUACCCUAAUUAUGACUCUAAACUUGUGUCCUGACUCCGGUGUUACGGUUCUGUUGUGUCAUGAUUGCUAGUGUUCUGGUAGGCUGCUGUGUCAUGAUGGGUGGUGUUGCAUAGCUCUGGUGAAGUCAUGCAAGUCAAUCAAGUGUUGAGUCAUAUUUCAUGACAUGUUGCGUGAUUCUAGUGUUGGUGUCAUGCAACAUCACUGUUGUUUCAUCAUACUAGUUUUAUAGUCAUGUGGCAUCAAUCUUCCAGUUUUCAGUCAUGCUGCAUCAAUCCAGUGUUCAGUCAUGCUGCAUCAAUUGUGUAUUGAGUAAUGCUGCAUCAAUCCAGUGUUGAGUCAUGCUUCAUCAGUCCAGUGUUGAGCUAUGCUGCAUCAAUCCAUUGUUGGGUCAUGCUGCAUCAAUCCAGUGUUGGGUCAUGCUGCAUCAAUCCAGUGUUCAGUCAUGCUGCAUCAAUCCAGUGUUCAGUCAUGCUGCAUCAAUCCAGCGUUGGGUCAUGCUGCAUCAAUCCAGCGUUAGGUCAUGCUGCAUCAAUCCAGCGUUGGAUCAUGCUGCAUCAAUCCAGUGUUGAGUCAUGCUGCAUCAAUCCAGUGUUGAGUCAUGCUGCAUCAAUCCAGUGUUGAGUCAUGCUGCAUCAAUCCAGUCCAGCUGCAUGUUGAGUCAUGCUGCAUCAAUCCAGUGUUGGGUCAUGCUGCAUCAAUCCAGUGUUGGGUCAUGCUGCAUCAAUCCAGUGUUGGGUCAUGCUGCAUCAAUCCAGUGUUGGGUCAUGCUGCAUCAAUCCAGUGUUGGGUCAUGCUGCAUCAAUCCAGCGUUGGGUCAUGCUGCAUCAAUCCAUUGUUGGGUCAUGCUGUAUCAAUCCAUUGUUGGGUCAUGCUGCAUCAAUCCAGUGUUAGGUCAUGCUGCAUCAAUCCAGUGUUGAGUCAUGCUGCAUCAAUCCAGUGUUGAGUCAUGCUGAAUUGAUGUGGUGUUGUCAUGCUGUAUCAGCCUAAGUGUUAAGUCAUAUUCAGUCUAGUGUUGAGUCCUGUUACAUCAGUCUAGUGUUAUGUGAUGCUGCCUGAGUCCAUUAUUGUCACAUUGUAUUGUCAUCUUGUAUCAUGGCAUAGCUGCAGUGUGCUGAAUGACUUGGAAUGGUGUCAUGCCAUGUCAGUAUGUCUAUGAUUGGUGAUUCUACGACAGUUGCUAUGUCAUUCUUCUGCAUGACGUAAGUGUUGUGUCAGGCGUAGUGUUAGGUUGUGAUGCAUCUUUGAUGCAUCAGGAUGGCCUGAAAGUCCAUGGAUCUGAAACUACUGUGAUAUUUUACAAUGACCUGCCAUUGUCACCACUGAUGUUUUCAUAUCAUUUAGUGUUUAGUUAUGUGCAUAUGUGGAUCAACAAUUAUUGACACAUUUUAUUUCAUAUCAUAUCCUGCCAGAUUUGAAGCAGAGGGCUCAGAUUAUAUAUCUGAGGAUAUUUUUUUCCACACAUUUGUAAUGAAAUACGGAUAUUAUCACAGUGUACUGGUUGAGAAUGGAGGAGUGCACAGAGGAUUCAUUGGUAUUCUUAUGACUCAUUUUAACCUAUAAUACCUGCACUCAACUUUUUCAGCAGUUUGCAUUUAUUAGUCCCUGAAAACAUGAAAAGCAACUGGUCAUUUUAUGAUUGAUAAAUUAUAUGUGUAUUGAUUAUUUCAUUAAAACAAAUGGGAUUGACAUACACAGUUAUCAUAUGACAAUGAUUUUGAAGGCAAUGAUGUUAUGCUGUAAAGGAAUUGGAACUUGAUCAACUGGAUUUAAUGUAUUGAUUUCCCUUAUUUAUUAAGCAUACAAAACAGAUGCUAAAAUAGCAACACUCCGUUACUCAUUGAUACUUUUCUCUGAUCUGAGCACAGUGCAUUUUCUAUUCAUGUUUGUAGAUUAUGUAGAAUGUGAAUGACACUGUUCGCUAUUGGUGCACUUAUUUUAAGUUAAUGUUGAUUUAUGAAAGUUUACAUAUGCUGGAGAAAGUGACUUCACAAUGCCCUCAUGUCUUGAUAAAAAUAAGAUAGAUCUAAGUUGCAUGUACAUGACACUUUUUUGUUAGAUGACAAGUAUUCUGAACAUUUUCAGCAGUACACAUUGUACAUGACUCUUUGAUCUAACUGCCAGCAUAUUUAUUGCUAAAUGACAAAUAGCUCAUGACAGUAUAAUGGCUGUUUGAGGUCUAUCUGGCAGGUCAACCCUUGCACUUGUAAGUUGUACUGCAUUGUGGUCAGGGAUCAUUAGGUAGUGUUUUCAUUAAGAAUGUAUCAGUUUUAUUGCUGUUCACAACCCAGACUGACCCAUCCUCACCUGUUAUGAUCAGUCUUUACAAUGUCGGUUUCCUUACCUACCUGUGCCUCUGAUUAUUCAGAUCUGUCAUCUCUCUGUUAAAGAAGUACCUGUCCUGCUGCAGCCUUGGUUACAUACUAUCUCUAUUGAUUGUCAUAGGUGUUCAUAUCCUUAAGUCACAAUACAGUAGAAGGAGCAGGUGCCGAGAUAUUAAUUUGAAUGUGCAUUGGUUGUCGUAAAAGUUUUUGCUUCUAUGCCAGUGUGUAAAAUAGUUACUAACCUUGACCUUGGGGCUCAAGUUAGAUAAUACUUGAGCAUGUGGAUUGUUCACUGCAAGGUCAAGGAUAUUAACCAUUCCUUACAAUUGUGUUGAUGUACCAAUUGCCGGUGUUAUAGACGUUUUCUUUAUAUUAAUUUAUGGGGUAUACCAGUGAAUGGAAUAUUGACUACUGUAAGCUAUAAUGAAAUACCAAACUCGCAGAACAGAUAUAUUUUCCUUGAUGGUUUGUCAAUUUUCUAUGAAGAAUCACUUCUGUGUUGACAUCACCUGUCAUGUCAGUAUUGCAUGAAGGUCAACUGCUAAUUAUCAACUUAACCCCAGGAUGCGGAAGACACAUGUUCCUGUGGGUGCAUACAUAGGACCAUGCUUUUCCAUCUUUGCUGGCUAUCUGAGCUGUGUAUGUCAUGUUCCUAUACAGUCAUUUGUAUUUGUGUUUCCAUGUUUCACAUGGUUGGAGCAUUUGUAACUAUUUAAUUAAAGUUUCUAAAAUAGAAAUUAAAAGCUUUAAAGUGAAAA
Haliotis rubra (blacklip abalone) is the source of this 7775-nucleotide messenger RNA. RefSeq names its product centrosomal protein of 131 kDa-like. The record is from RefSeq and is a predicted model, not a curated record. Gene Ontology annotation, cellular component: centriolar satellite. Lineage: Eukaryota; Metazoa; Mollusca; Gastropoda; Lepetellida; Haliotidae. Gene Ontology annotation, biological process: cilium assembly; regulation of centrosome duplication; intraciliary transport involved in cilium assembly.